AUACCGGGGAUACCGGGGAUACCGGGGAUACCGGGGAUACCGGGGAUACCGGGGAUACCGGGGAUACCGGGGAUACCGGGGAUACCGGGGAUACCGGGGAUAAUACCGGGGAUACCGGGGAUACCGGGGAUACCGGGGAUACCGGGGAUACCCCGGCUCCAGGCUCUCCUGAAACCCGAGCUGCUUCGCUGCGAGCUGCACCGUGGCCUCUGCGUGCACCUUCCCCCCUGA
Ficedula albicollis (Collared flycatcher) is the source of this 231-nucleotide messenger RNA. Its product is annotated as elastin-like. The transcript is spliced from 3 exons. NCBI's taxonomy places the organism in Eukaryota, Metazoa, Chordata, Aves, Passeriformes, Muscicapidae. The annotation marks the transcript as partial. The record is from RefSeq and is a predicted model, not a curated record.